AUGGGCAAGAAGCGAGUACUAGUCGGCUAUGGCGUCGAUGUAGACGCCGUGGCAGGCUGUACACCAGCCCACACAAUCGAAUCGUUUCCUAAGCAGAUGAGCAAAGUCAAGGAUGCCGGACACGAAAUCACACAAACAGCNGGUCUACACGGCUACACCCACGAACACAUCUCCAAACUCUCCUUCUCGCAACAAAAAGCCAUUCUCCAAAAAUCCAUCGAAGUACUAACCAAGUUCACCGGCAAAAGGCCACAAGGCUAUACAGCACCAGCCUGGGACACUAGCAAAGAACUAAUCCCUUUACUCGAAGAGUUCGGAAUUGUAUAUGAUCACUCAUUCAUGCAUCAUGAUUUGCAACCAUACUUUGCGCCAGAUGCAAGUCAUCAGUGGAUAGAGACCGAUAUCAAAAAGGAAGCAGAGAGUUGGAUGAAGCCGAUGACCAAGAUUCGACCGAGCAAGAUUGUAGAGAUUCCGGCGAAUUGGCAUGUGGAUGAUUUUGCGCANGGGCCGCCUCUACAACCUAUGCCAGGAAGAGCUGGAACGGUGAGUCCGAAAAGCUCUUCCAUCGCUCCUGACAUUGAUGUGGAAGAGCUGACAAAGACACAUUUCAGNAACGGCUUCGUCAGCACCCACGAGUUGGAGAGACUUUGGCUCGAGCAAUUCGACUUUGCGUAUGAAGAAUAUGACAGCUUCAUCUUCCCCAUGUCGAUCCAUCCACAAGUCAGUGGAAAGCCACAGGUCAUCAAGAUGCACGAACGGUGUGUUCCCUGA
This is a messenger RNA of Aureobasidium uvarum, 771 nucleotides long. The record is from the annotation of a GenBank genome assembly. Lineage: Eukaryota; Fungi; Ascomycota; Dothideomycetes; Dothideales; Saccotheciaceae.